CACAGGAUGAGUGAGAGAUACUUACAGAAAGCCACAAAAGGAAAGCUGCUGAUGAUCAUUUUUAUCGUGACCUUGUUGGGGAAAGCUGUUUCCAGCGCCAACCAUCACAAAGCUCACCAUGUUAAGACGGGAACUUGCGAGGUGGUGGCCCUGCACAGAUGUUGUAAUAAGAACAAGAUAGAAGAACGAUCCCAGACGGUCAAGUGCUCCUGCUUCCCUGGGCAGGUGGCAGGCACCACACGAGCUGCUCCAUCUUGUGUGGAUGCAUCCAUAGUGGAACAGAAAUGGUGGUGUCAUAUGCAGCCAUGUCUGGAGGGAGAGGAGUGUAAAGUCCUCCCAGACCGGAAGGGGUGGAGCUGCUCCUCCGGAAACAAAGUGAAAACAACCAGGUUCAUUGGACAAGGAGAAGCUGACAUUUACUGGACCCAUAAACAUAUGCUGCACACUGAACAAGAACAGCUGGCAGUGGAGGACUUUAUAGGCUGUAUUGUCACCCAUCAUCAGGCUGAGGGUUAUGUUGCCAUCAUGGGAUAA
This is a messenger RNA of Arvicola amphibius (Eurasian water vole), 534 nucleotides long. It is a transcript of the gene Tafa2, whose product is annotated as TAFA chemokine like family member 2. Gene Ontology annotation, molecular function: receptor ligand activity. The transcript has 5 exons. NCBI's taxonomy places the organism in Eukaryota, Metazoa, Chordata, Mammalia, Rodentia, Cricetidae. The coding region runs from base 7 to 534 and encodes 175 amino acids. The record is from RefSeq and is a predicted model, not a curated record.